CCGGGGACGCGCACUCUGCCCCCUUGUGACCGCGCACGCUCAGUAGACCCGCCCCCUCCACGUCACCAGACAGGCCGGGGCAGACAUGGCGGAGCGGAGGAGACACAAGAAGCGGAUCCAGGAGGUAGGUGAGCCGACCAAAGAUGAAAAGGCGAUUGCGAAGUACCUUCGCUUCAACUGCCCAUCAAAGUCUACCAACAUGAUGGGGCACAGGGUGGACUACUUUGUUGCGUCCAAAGCGGUGGACUGUCUUCUGGACUCAAAAUGGGCAAAAGCGAAAAAAGGAGAAGAAGCCUUGUUUACUAACCGGGAGUCUGUGGUCGAUUUUUGCAACAAGCUUCUUAAGAAACAGUUCUUUCACCGGGCAUUAAAAGUGAUGAAAAUGAAGCCAGAAAAAGACGUAAAGAAGGAGAAAGAAAAGGGCAAAAGUGAGAGUGCUAAGGAAGAUGAGAAAAAGGGAAAAAAAGAGAAUUCUAAAGAGGAUAAAGCCAAGAAAGAGAAAGAGAAGAAAAAGGAAGUGGAGAAAGAAGAAAGCAAAAAGGAUGAAACUCCUGGAACUCCUAAGAAGAAGGAAACCAAGAGAAAGUUUAAGCUUGAGCCACAUGAAGAUCAGGUUUUCAUGGAUGGUAAUGAGGUGUAUGUGUGGAUAUAUGAUCCAGUCCAUUUUAAAACUUUUGCUAUGGGCCUCAUUCUUGUAAUCGCAGUGAUUGCCGCCACCCUCUUUCCUCUGUGGCCAGCGGAAAUGCGUGUUGGAGUUUAUUAUCUCAGCGUGGGAGCAGGUUGUUUUGUGGCCAGUAUUCUACUUCUCGCUGUCGCUCGAUGCAUCUUAUUCCUUAUCAUUUGGCUCUUGACUGGAGGAAGACACCACUUCUGGUUCCUUCCUAACCUGACGGCUGAUGUUGGCUUCAUCGACUCUUUCCGACCGCUAUAUACACACGAGUACAAGGGACCAAAGGCUGAUCAGAAGAAAGAUGAAAAACCAGAGUCCAAAAAGCCUGUAAAAUCUGACACCGAAGAUAAAUCUGAUAGUGAGAAAAAGGAAGAGGAGACUAAGGUAGCUGAAGCGGCGGAGGGAUCGGGCACGGAAGGCUCAGGCCCUGAGCGGCAGUCAGAUACAGACAGUGACAGGCGAGAGGAUGAAGGCUCACAGCACAGUAGCGGCAAUGGCAAUGAUUUUGAAAUGAUCACGAAAGAGGAACUUGAGCAGCAGACAGACGAAGGAGACUGCGAGGAAGAAGACCAGGAAGCACCAGCAGAGUCAGAGCUCCUGCCUGCAAAAUCGUAAUGCAGCGGCCGGGCUGUGGGACUGUGUGUACGAAAGGAUUUUUCUGUGGAGUGAUCACCAAGACAUUCACACAUCUCUUCUCUGUCUUCUAUCAGAUAUGCAGGAUAGAUAGGGAUCAUCAAAUUCACUACACCUGUAGAGUUCCAGCUUCAAAUACGAUGCUAAAGUUCUUUUUGAAUUUGUUUAAAGACCAAAACACAAGGGUCUUCAGCUCCUGCCUGCUCUUAGUGCACUUUCAUAUAUGAGCCACUGGGUUAGAUGAUGCUUUUUCUGGCCUCUGCAUGCCGCUCUAGCACAUAGUGGUCACUCUAGUGCAUGCAAUUGCAAUACGGUCUCUUCAUUUCAGGAAGUGUUAGGAAAAAAAAACCUCAUCAGCUCUCUAUUGUAGCAAAGUAUUUAAUGAUUAAUAUAUUUUUUAAGAGGUACUCUCUCUUUUAUAUAUGCUUCAUCAGGUGUUAAUCCAUACCUGCCAUUAAAGGGGUACUCCACUGGCCAGCUUUCGGAAGUAAAUGUUCCUAAUGCUGUUUUUGCGCUACGGGGGUCGACCAAGCCCCUCGUGACAUCACGGCCACGCCCCCUCAAUGCAAGUUUGUGGGAGGGGCCUUCACACACCUCCCAUACACUUGCAUUGAGGGAGCGUGGUUGUGAUGUCACGAUGGAUGUGGUCGACCCCCACAGCGUUAGGAUUAUUUACUUCUGAACACUGGCCAGUGGAGUACUCCUUUAAAGUGCUAUCAACUGGAGUUUUUUUUUUUUUUUUUUCUUGAAUUUCAUGAUCCCUAUUUACAUAUUCAGAAUCUGUCUGUCCCUUCAUGUAUAUUAAAGUUUAGAUUUUUUAAAUACAACAUUUACCUGUUGUUGACAACCCAGUUGAGCUCACCAUCUUUGUAUUUGUUUUAUGUUUUAAAUCGCAAAAUAAAAGUACCAUCUCACUCUUAUUGAUGGUACUUUUAGCAGUGGAAUCAAUCGUUAGGCAGAUGACUAUAUACUAGAACUGUCCAACAAGAUGGUGCAUUCAGAUUUAAGACUUUCUUCACAUGCCAGUGGUCAGCGUGAUCAAGCAGUAGUGCAACUGGAGGGUCUCCCAAGGAUAGUAUUACGCAUGGUAAAGUAAAAUACAACCAUCGGGAUCUCUGACCAGACAAAUCUCCAGUACAGUACACAAAGUGGGACCAGUCCAUAAUGGUGUCCACUAUGUGAAGAAGUCUUAAGACUGACUGCCAUGAAUAAAGGAGUCGUAUUGUGCAAAACAUAAACAAUAUUUUUGACGUUUCAGUCACUCAAUCAUGAGCAUUUUCACAAAUACUAAACAAGACAUGAUGCUGAGGUUUGAGGAGUAUUCUAGUUUUUAUGAUGCACCCCUUUUAAAUAUCUCACUAUCAUACUACAUCUCAUCGGAGCAGAUUUAAAAAAGGUUUUCCACCUAACUUUAUAUUAAUACUGUAAUAGUGAAUUAAAUGGUGAUACUGUUACCAAGCUGCUUUCCCCUGUCAGUCCAGUGCUGAGCUGUCAUGUGAGAAAACAGUUGCUAGGGCAAUGUUUCCCAACCAGGGUGCCUCCAGCUGUUGCAGAACUACAACACCCAGCAUGCCCGGAUAGCCUUCGGCUGUCCAGGCAUUCUGGGUGUUGUAGUUCAGCAACAGCUGGAGGCACCAUGGUUGAAAAACACUGUGCUAGGGAUAAACUGCUUAACAACCACAGUCUUUUAUAUGGUGUUGUCAAGCAGCAGUUCUGUAGCAAUUGAAGACACUGAAUGGACAAUAGGGCAUGGUAAACCAAAUUGUUACUGUAUAAUUUAUUUAUUGUUUCGGUAUCUUCGAUGCAGAUAUAGACAUAGCCUUACCUGCUGAUGCUAAACAUCAGGUUCUUGCUGAUCCAUGCUUCCUGGUCAUAUAUGGACACAAUAGAAAUGGCCAUUCAGCCAAUGACUAGCCACAGCAAUGGUGACCUGUCUCACUCAGUGACUGGUUGAGCGGGUAUUUAAUUGUGUUCAGGUAGGAUCAUAAAGUGGAGAUUGGUUGGGACCUGGUGAGCAUCGGAACAGCAGUGGAAGGGGAGCAGGUAUACGGCGUCCAUUUUGCAUCCACAUCGUCAGCCACAACUCCGACCCCCGUCAGGCGAAACAGCGUCCUGCCUCUCCUCCCUCUCUCCAAUUGCCAUCAUCCUUCAUCCGAAACUCCCUCUUCCAAAACGCCAUCAUGCCUCAGACAAUUCUCCCUCAGACACAACUUCCUGCCGCAGAACAGAACCGACGCUGCACAGCAUGUAUAGCAGAGCCGAAACUGUGAAACUUGCAUGUGUACUACAGACACUUCAUGUGCUACAGAGUCUGUAUAGCAGAGCCGACACUGAAUAGCAUGUACAGCAGAACCCGUAGAGAGCCGACACUGACUUGGCUCUGAUACACGGCAGAAAGUUUUUUUGGCUGAGGGAUGACGGAGUUUUGGAGGAGGGAGUUGCGACUGACGCCUGAUGGAGAUUGCUCCGAGGGAGGAGGCGAGACAGAGUUACGGCUGACGACUGACGAUGUCCUAAAAACACCGUACAGGUAGGCAAGUAUUGGCUUGGGGUUUAUUGUUUAAGUGGUGUUCCUAUCUCAACUAACAUUAAACUUGUAGGGCAUGUCAAGUUUAAUAUUUUUUAAAAUAGAUUCCUUAAAGGAGUAGUCUAGUGAAAAGUCUGGUGUGCCCGGGCUGCCCAAAAGGAAAACAAACUUUAACUCACCUUCCUCUGUUCCCCCGUAGCGCCGCUGUAUAUCUAUAUACACACACUUGGCGUGCCCUACAUACAGGUUUAACUACAUUAGUUGAGAUGGGAAUACCCCUUUAAAGGAGGUCUAGCAACUUAUCCCCAUCUUAAGGAUAGUGAAUAAGUGUCAGAUCGCGGGGGGCCUCAUCUCCAGCAUGGCGCCCCGGUUCUCAGCAUGAAAUGAGCCUUUUUGACCACAGCACGAAGCUGCGGUCGACAUGCCUCCUCCAUACAGCUCUAUGGGAGAGCCAAUGCCCUUCUCUCAGCUAUCUUCGGCUCUGCCAUAGGACUGCAUGGAGUGGGCUUGUCGGCCGCAGCUUCGUGCUGUGGUCGGAAAAGGCUCAUUUCAUGCGGAGAGCUGGGACUCUGUACGGGAGAUCGUGGGGGAGGGGGCCCAGUGGAUGGAUCCCCAGCGAUCUGACACUUAUCACCUAUCCUUAGGAUAAGUUGUUAUAUCCAGGAGUUCUCCUUUAACCCUGCCUUACCCAUUUAAAAAUUCUGGACAAUCCCAUUAAUUCUUGCUGCUAGGUUAUCUAUAUUCUUGUAAAAAUAUAAAUUUGGGUGGAGAACUUCUUAAGUUAGACUCUGUGCACACUAUUAUCAUGGCCACAGUUACAGGAUCCAUGAUGAAUCUGUCUGUUCAUAUUUUUUUUGCAAAUUGGCUGAUAUUGGUUCCACAUCACAACAUGCUAUACUAAUCUGAUAGAAAAGGACCGAAGUGUGAACAGAGCCUUAAACCUAGAUGUCUAACAAAACCCACUUCUUUCAUAUAACACAUGCAUCACUUUUUUUGUGUUUGCAUGCAAAGAAGCUGAUAAAAUCUGAAUAAUAUGUCUAUCACCAGUUGAUAUUUCUAGUUGCAUACUUCAUAUAGUGCAGGCUUUCUGGAAGUAAGUUGGACAGCCUUGGUAUAUGAUACAGCUAUGACCGCAGUCUUUCAGCCCAAGAGAUCCUUGUUAGUCCUCACCUUUACUUGACCAAACUAAAUACUGUACUUUUUCUGCCAGCUGGUUAAUGUGUUCUUGCACCUUUGGCGUAAUGGGGGGUGCAUUUGCUGUUUUACACAAGUUAACUUUUUAGAAGAAUGUGUUUCAACACCUCUCUUUUUUUUCUUGUCUUGGUCGUCUAUGUCAAUCACUUGAGCAGAUGAUAUGCAUUUGCUGGAGGGUUAGACAGUUUGCUCUGUGCUAUAUUCUCUACUUCUAAUAUAAUGUCUAUAAUUUAGUAUAUGUAGCGCUUAUUUGUGUAAAUGAAUGUCACCAAGCAGGCCCAGAUGGUGAAAAAGGACAGAUGGGGAAUGUGGGGCUUCCUUUUUGAAACAUUAACUGUAGACUAUAAAAAGAAGUGAGAAUUGUUAUGAUGUAUAUGUACGAGUCUGCGCACCUAUCGAGGCACCGUUCUGAAAUGUAUAGUCCUGUAAAAGCAAAAAAAAAUGCUAAAAGAAACAAAAACUGCCGUGCAAACAUUCAAGUUGGUUGUGAUUCAAUAAACUGUAAUAUUGGU
Messenger RNA from Hyla sarda, 5536 nucleotides. RefSeq names its product SEC62 homolog, preprotein translocation factor (gene SEC62). The record is from RefSeq and is a predicted model, not a curated record. Gene Ontology annotation, biological process: post-translational protein targeting to membrane, translocation. Gene Ontology annotation, cellular component: endoplasmic reticulum; endoplasmic reticulum membrane. The transcript is spliced from 8 exons. NCBI's taxonomy places the organism in Eukaryota, Metazoa, Chordata, Amphibia, Anura, Hylidae. The coding region runs from base 86 to 1285 and encodes 399 amino acids.